AGUUCUUAAAGACCAUUCAACAUGCUUAAGACAAUAACUUGCAAACACAUUGUGCUCUUCUAUCUGUUGGCCAUGCAUUUGGUAAGGGCUACGGGGUCAGCGAGAAAUAAACGUUUUCUAAUAUUUCCCGAAGGAGCACCCACAAGACAUCAGUUUAUUGGAGGCAUUGGUAUACCUGUGGACUUGGAAUAUGAAUCACUGACCAGUGGUUAUGUCCUUAAAGCCAUGUAUUGGCUACCAUAUAAUGAGACUCAUUUUCGUGAGAAUCCUUAUUUGCCAGAAUAUAAAAACGAAUUACCUAAUGUUAAUAACCGAGCCUUUGGGGGAAAUCAUCAUCGGGAGAGGCGUUCCACGCUACGUUGGGAUAUUUACGAUAUAUUAAGUGAACGUUUGAGCAGUUAUGGCUACAAGGGCCAAGAGUGUGUAAUGAAGGCAAUCUGUGAAGCUAAUGCCAUGACAUUUGUUAGACAUUAUGAUGUCUUUGGAGAGUUAAUGCACAUACUAUUCAGCCCAUCUACGUCCCGUGAUAUGGAUACCGAAAUGAGUCAAAAUUUUAAGGAAGCCGAAAAGCAGGGAGCAUCUCUUGGAGACUGCGAUAUAUACGAAUGUAAAUUUUCCAUGUUAGAUGUUGUAUCGAAAAUUUUA
Molecule: messenger RNA, 645 nt
Organism: Stomoxys calcitrans (stable fly)
Lineage: Eukaryota; Metazoa; Arthropoda; Insecta; Diptera; Muscidae
Exons: 4
Source: RefSeq, a predicted model, not a curated record